AUGGAUAUUGUGGCCUCAAGGCCUCAGGUCACGAAGGAGCCGACGUACAGUCUGACUCUGGCCCGGUGGCUUGAGACGUACGACACUGCGGAUGUUCGCAGACAAUUGGGAGCCGAGACAAUUCAAACCCAGCCUGGAAAUCGUCAAAUCCUGUCAAUCACUGCCGAGAAUAUGAAAAAGUCCAUUUCGGAUGCAACCGAAAAACACGGACGUCUAAACGAGGAUCCGUGGUUUCUCAGCAACACCGGAAUAAGCAGCGAUGCCGUUUACUUUCUUUCAAAUAUAUAUCCCCUUUCUGGCGGUGAACAGCAGGUUGAUACAAUCUACGCCGAGGUAUUCAACGCGAUCAUCAACGAGACGAACUCUCCUGCGCGCGCGCUCCAGGCCGUACGUUUCAUGGAGGCGAGAAUGGCGUACCACGAAAUGUUGCCUUUCUUCACGCGCGAGAACGAAACCACAACUAUUAUAGCCAUGCAAUCGACGUUAGUGCCAACGCGUCGCAGAGGCUAUUGGGCGGUGAUGUGCAUCCUUGGGGCCUUUCACAUCCUGCUCGCCGUUGUUUGCGUUCUAUUUAGCGCGACGAAUUACAGCUUACCGGAUAAUAUCUGGCACACCAUCGCACAAAUGUCCGAAAACGCCGAGAUAUCCAGGGUACUGUCCAGAGCUAAAGUCAUGACUGAUCGCGAGGUCAAGGCUACCGGCGAAGAGCGACAGGACGAUGACGACGAUCGAUUCGUCGUCCGCAACGGGGCUUUCGUCCGCGCCUCCCUCUUUUCCGCGGCCGCGACCGAAGAUCCGGAGAAGUCUUCAAACGCGGGCCAAGUCCGCCGCCGCUUCGUGAAACGAGCUUCGGACGAGUGA
This is a messenger RNA of Colletotrichum karsti, 861 nucleotides long. RefSeq lists its product as uncharacterized. The record is from RefSeq and is a predicted model, not a curated record. The transcript has a single exon. Lineage: Eukaryota; Fungi; Ascomycota; Sordariomycetes; Glomerellales; Glomerellaceae. The coding region runs from base 1 to 861 and encodes 286 amino acids.